GCGGGCGAGCGGGCGCCGUGCGCUUGUCCCGCGGCCGAGCUGCUAAUAAAGUUACGGCGCGUGCACGGCGCAGCGACGGCGUGAGGAGAGCGCGCCCGGACGGCGGGGAGGGGGAUACUUGUACUCCUGGGUACACAUGCAGUGCUGGAGGACAGCACAGUGGCAUUGGAGUGGAUGCUGUAGACUUCGGCUUUCUGUGCUUCAGAGGCGCAUGAAGAGCAGCAGUGAUUUUGUUGUAAUUGAAAGGAGAGCACUGUGAAGGAGAUUGGCCAGCUCUGUUUCUGGCCUUGUGCCUGCAAGCCUGAACAAGCACAGUCUACUUCUGGUGGCAAGGUAUCUGUGGAGGAGACAGCUGUCAUCUUCUGGAGCUGGAGUAGUUAACAGGUGUUUGUGAGCCAGCUGAGGUGGGGGUUAGGAUCUUCGGCAAGAACAAUAUGCUUCUCUAACCUCUGAGACAUCUCUCCUGCCCCAAGAUGCCUAUGAAGAAUUUUGGGGAAAAAAAUGGACUUGAAAGAAGCAUGUGGCACCUGUAAAGUUAAAUGUCACUCCUUGUCGCCACUUGGACCGUCUGCUUGAGACCUGAAUGUGACUUUCCAUCUGUGAUCUUGGCUUCUCAUAUCUACUGACUUUGAUUACAGAAAAGUCUCUGAAGAUUCAUAUCAAAUGACGUCAAUGGCCAGCUUGUUUUCUUUCACUAGUCCAGCCGUGAAGCGAUUGUUGGGCUGGAAACAAGGUGAUGAGGAAGAAAAAUGGGCAGAAAAGGCAGUCGAUGCUUUAGUGAAAAAGCUGAAGAAGAAGAAGGGCGCCAUGGAGGAGUUGGAGAAAGCCUUGAGUAGCCCAGGGCAGCCAAGCAAAUGUGUCACUAUCCCCAGGUCCUUGGAUGGGCGCCUGCAAGUUUCUCACAGAAAAGGCUUACCCCAUGUUAUAUAUUGCCGUGUUUGGCGCUGGCCAGAUUUGCAGAGUCAUCAUGAGCUAAAGCCAUUGGAUAUUUGUGAAUUUCCUUUUGGAUCUAAGCAAAAGGAAGUCUGUAUCAAUCCAUACCACUAUAAGAGAGUGGAAAGUCCAGUCUUACCUCCAGUGUUAGUGCCUCGCCACAACGAAUUCAAUCCGCAGCAUAGCCUUCUGGUUCAGUUUAGGAACCUGAGCCACAAUGAACCGCACAUGCCACACAACGCCACGUUUCCGGAUUCCUUCCAGCAGCCCAACAGCACCCCUUUCCCCUUGUCUCCUAACAGCCCCUACCCCCCUUCCCCCGCCAGCAGCACAUACCCCAGCUCCCCAGCAAGCUCUGCACCAGGAAGCCCGUUUCAGCUCCCAGCUGAUACACCUCCUCCUGCCUAUAUGCCACCCGAGGAUCAGAUGGGACAAGAUAACUCCCAGCCCAUGGACACAAGCAGUGCCGUCAUUCCUCAGAUCAUGCCCAGCAUAUCCAGCAGAGAUGUUCAGCCUGUUGCCUAUGAAGAACCCAAACACUGGUGUUCAAUUGUCUACUAUGAACUGAACAACCGUGUAGGGGAAGCUUUCCAUGCAUCUUCUACUAGUGUGUUAGUAGAUGGAUUCACAGACCCUUCAAAUAACAAAAGUCGAUUCUGCUUGGGUUUGCUGUCAAAUGUGAACCGUAAUUCAACCAUUGAAAACACUAGGCGGCAUAUUGGAAAAGGUGUUCAUCUGUACUACGUUGGUGGGGAGGUGUAUGCCGAGUGUCUUAGUGACAGCAGCAUCUUUGUUCAGAGUAGAAAUUGCAACUUCCACCAUGGCUUCCACCCCACCACUGUCUGUAAGAUUCCCAGCAGCUGCAGCCUUAAGAUUUUUAACAAUCAGGAAUUUGCCCAGCUUCUGGCUCAGUCUGUCAACCAUGGGUUUGAGGCCGUGUAUGAGCUCACCAAGAUGUGCACCAUUCGAAUGAGUUUUGUCAAGGGCUGGGGAGCAGAGUACCAUCGACAGGAUGUUACUAGCACUCCAUGCUGGAUUGAGAUUCACCUCCAUGGGCCUCUUCAGUGGCUGGAUAAAGUCCUUACUCAGAUGGGCUCUCCUCUGAACCCCAUUUCUUCUGUUUCAUAGUGCAGAAGUAUUCUUUUCAACUAUAUUUUUACUGGACUUGUUUUAAUUUUAGAAGAAUUUCCAGUACAGAUGCUGUGAGCUGACAUGGAAAAACAGAUAUUAUUGCUUAUUUUUUCUACAUAAUUGUGACCAACACAUUUGUAUUUUGUGAUGAAUUUACAUUUGUUUGUAUUCAUGUUCAUUGUAACUUUCAAAAGUAUUGUAAACAAUGUAGAGUAUUUUGCCCCCAUUGAGAAGUUUGGCAUUGAUGUUAAACUGGAACGUACUUUUGUUUAUUGUCCCAACCGUUUUUUACAAGGCAGUGCACCACAUAAUGAAGAUUUUCCUGGAAGAGGGCAUGGAAUGUGGAAAGUCCUAGGCAAUGAGUUUCUAGUCAGGUCUUUGUCCUGCCACCUUUGAAAAAGCAUAGUACAUUGUUUUGCAAAGACAUGGUAGGAGCUUAAAGGAAACUAUUGAAUCUCUAUUUGAAGGAUACUGUGCACUCCUGAUGUGUUUGGUGAAAGCAAGGUGGUGGAUCUCUAGAUGUCAUAAUUGACGUUUAGUGUAGCUGGUGUUUGUCAGUGUAAUGUGACUCUGUGCUAUAUAUCAUUUGUAAAACAUUUCCUUUUUAAAAAUGUCUAUUAUCUGUCAUUUACUCAAGUUUGUCAUAAGUUUUAUUGAACAGUUCAGUGUGUACAUGGCCUUGUUCAGCUGUGUUUGCUGCUUUGGGCCAGUGUUUCAAGAACUCUAAUUUUAAUGUGCAUUAACCUUUUCAUUUUGCACUUUCAUGGGUGACAGUUUUAGUGUAACCUGCACUAGAACAGUCAGGUGACCUGAUGUUAGCUCUUCCCUUUACUUCCUUGGCACUCCUUUGUAUCAGCACUGCCAUUUAGAGAUUCCAGUUGUGCUACAUGAUGCUUUUCCUAGCUUUUAUCUUUUAAUCUAAUGUAUGAAGUUGUUAUUCUGUAGCUCCAACUAAGGUGCCUGUUAAUUCCCUACAAUUUUAUGGGUAUUAUUAAUGUUGAAAGAUCAUAUACUUAAUACUGUUGCUCUUACACCAGACUUUCCAUACAAGGACCUAUGCAGUGUGGCCAUCAGGCUCCUUGGGUGGGUCCUGAGGAUGAGACUCCUGGUGUGCUGGUGACUGAGUCAUCAGAGGGGUUGGGAUAGCGCAUUUGUAACGUCAUGUAACAAAGAAUGUAGAUUUGUCUCUCAGCAUCAAUGCUUUGCCCUUUUCUUUUAUUCUUUUAGAGCCUACCUUGAUGCUAGUCUCCAGAACACCAUCUUGGAUGUCAAUGCUCUAAGACACCCAUUUAGUUCACUGUGCCUUUGGCCUUAGGGAACAGUCAGACGGACAGUUUUGGCCUGAGAAUGAAGACACUACUUUGAUAAAGAAAAAAAUAAUUUCCCUAUCAGAACGAGAAGCUUGAUUUCCUGGUGCCACUUUAUUCUGCUGCUGAAAAUGUUAUUUUGGUUUGACUUUUUAUAAUGCCCUUCCUGCCGUUAUGGGAAAAACAGCUUUUUGGGGUGUGGGGGUGGGAGAGGCAUGAGUCCCCUUGUUUUCUAUGUCAUUAUUUAUUGCCUUUCAGAGUGUAGCCAUUGGGUGGCUUCAUUUCUUCCAAGAAGUGCUUUGCUGGGCCUUCAGUAGCUUGAGCCUUCAUGGCGCAGUCUUUAGAGCAAGUUUGCAGGUCUCAAGUUGAAUGACAGGUACCCGUCUGUGAGCUCUGCUGAAGUCUGGAAACAAGUGCCUUGCUGGUUCCUUUGUUCGACAGUGAGUUGGUUAUGUUGUUUGUCCACAAUCAUGUCACAGCCCUCCGGGUUGCAGGGUUCUGUGUGAAUGGUAGGACUGAAGCUCUUAGCUGUCCAGAGUUUCAUGGAGAAGUCUAAACCUAUUUCCUAAAAGUUGUCAACAUCACAUAUGUGUCUGUAAAUGAAAAGUGCAGUCUGUCUGCCUGCUCCUGUAAUGUCUAAGGACAUAAUUACGUCUGUGUGUAGGAAAAAAAAAAGUGCGCAAAGCAAGUGCAGAACUCUGGCCCGCAAGAAGCAGUUCUUGUAAAGAAGCCUUUCAGAAGGGUGUGGCUGCUUGGCAUCUGUGAGGAAUGCUUGUCAUCAGACCCAGAGCAGCAGCAGUAAGUCUCUCUGUGAUGAGUCUCCUGCAGCCCGGACUGGCAUUGACCGGCGCUAACUUGCUGAGGGUGGCCUUGAGCUUCUGAUCCUUCUGUGUCUACCUCCCAAAUGCUGGGAUGACAGAUGGCCACUUUUGUACCUGUCUCUGUGGUGUUGAGGAUCAGACUCAGGACUUCAUGCAUGCUAGGUGAGUGCUCUACCCACUUAGUGACAUCUCAAGUUCAGUGACUACAUUUUUAGUGUGCAAAAUAUAUUAAUAUAUGCCAGAUAAAAUUAGAUUUGCAAAUAAUGAAAAUUGCCAUCAGUUUGGUGAAUUCUACAAAUGGUAGAAUCAAAAUCUCAGUCAUGGAAUACAGCAACAAGAUGCAUGUAGAAAAAAGCAUGGCCCGAGGAUGCCAUUUGACUGGUCUGUCUACAGGGUAGCAUGAUGGCCUGGUUGUUGUUACCGAACUAAACUUAUGGCCUAUAAGUAGUAGGCAUGCUGUUGGCCAUCCAGAAUGACUACAACUUCAGCCAGCUACACUAAUAAUGCAGAUAGGGAAUGUGCCAGUGUUGAUAACGUGUGGACACCCUUGGCCGUGUAAGUGGCAGUGACAUUGCCAUACGAGAUGUACUGUUGAAGUGAACACUGGGACUGCCUGCGAGGACCUGCGGAAUAUUUCCAUCCCGGCCAGUAGUGCCCUCGUGAGGAGAGACACCUCAUGAAACCGAGUCGGGGGUGUGGUGUGCCCGUGUUGCUGAGAGCACCGCGGUGGCACAGGCCCUGUCCUCAUGCCUUUCCCAGCCAUUUCCCUGGAGCAGUUGGAUCGUCUUCCUCUUCUCACUUCAAGUUUUGUCUCCUUUUGAUUCCUGAAGAUGAAAUAUUCUUAAAAAUUACUGGUUUUUAAAAAUUUAUUUCUUUGGGUUUUUGUUGUUUUGAGACAUAGUUUCUCUAUAUAGCCCUGGCUAACAUGGAAAUUACUGUGUAGGCUAACCUCAAACUUGAAGUAAUUCUCUUGCCUCUGCAGUUCUGGGGUUACAAGCACAUGGCCCGGUACAGUGACCUCUGAUGGUUUUUAGAGUUCAGCCUCAGAUGAUGGUGCGCAUUUAGACCUAUUAUCUUUAAAGUGCUCUGAACCCCUUCUUUGUCUACCAGGUAAAUCCUCUGUUGUCUGGGGUCUCAGUAAAAAUGUAUGUUCUCAGUAUACACACAGCUAAAUAACCAGGCAGCUUUUAAUGUAGGUGACUUGUGGUUUUAGAAGUGUUUCUUGAUCUUAGGGGAGGGGAUUUUCCUAAGCGGUGGUUUGUAGGGACCCCGAUCCUAAGGAGAAUUACCUCUUGAAGGUAAUCUCCAGUGCGUGGCUGUUUCCUCACAGUGGUAGGGGUUUCUCCUUUGGAAUGUGCCAGUUCUUAGAAGUUUUUUUAAUAAGAUGCAUGUAUAGGAAGUGAGCAUUGAAGGCAUUUGUUCUACACUAACAGUUUUCUGUCUGCUGGAUGGACACUUGAACAGUUCUUUAGACUGUUGGACUGCAGUGGAGUGUGUGCUGAUAAUGGCCAGCAGUGGUUAGCAGUGGCCUCAGUAGUGGAGCACUUCCCUGGCAGUCUAAAGCCCUGUGUUUAGUCCCCAGCACUGCAUAAACCAAACCAAACAGCUCUCAGACGCACCAGUACUGUAACUGAAGCGACCACCCACAACUGGAUAGUGUCAGAACCAAGGACAACAGAGUCUUAGCAACAUCCUAAAAAGUGAGAAUCCAUGUUAGAACACUUAGCCAGUUGCUGUUCAGUGAUGACCUCGUCCCCUGCCAGGAUCCAGUGCUGGAGCAUUGGACCUCAGAAGAGGAGUUUGUGUCCUUGUCCAAGUGAAAAUCAGCAUAAACAGUCAUCAUUUAAGGAUUUGUUUGAAGUGCUCUUAAAAAUCCCCGAAUUUUGUGUGCAGAUGGGACACCUGCUGGCUCCCGCCCCGCUGUGGGUCCUGUUUGUUACUGUGAACUGGUGUUAGCCAUAACUGCACUCCAGUUAGGCCAAAGAGUCAGUCCUAAGUUCUUUUGAAAGAAGGUUUUUUAGAGUCGGCUGUCCUCUUCUGAUGCCAUUGGCGAUGCUGCUGCUUUGGCAUUCUAUGGAGCUAAAGUAUGGGUAUCGUAAGUAAUGAUUGUUGGGCCAUGGCACUUUAGCAUACCUGGUUAAAGUUGCAAUCUGAGUUUACUUACUUAAAUUUGGGUAGGAAUAUAGUCACGGAAAACGAAUAGCUGGUGUGUCCCUGCCUUUUCCAAGGAAGACCUCUCCCGUGUGGAUGCUGGAGAGCAAGAGCCGACAGCUGCUUGCCUGCAUUGGGCCUGCUUCCCUUCAUGUCAUAGGAGACAAAACUAGCAGCAUGCUUCAACUCCGCUCCUUUUUGAUACUUACAAAAUGUAUUAGGUUUUACUAUAUUGUGCUUCUCAAAGCCAUAACUAUUAAGCAAUUUGUUUUGCAUAUUGUUUGCUAAUACUUUAUUUUAAUAAACCUCAAAAUGUGCUUGCA
Chionomys nivalis (European snow vole) is the source of this 6666-nucleotide messenger RNA. It is a transcript of the gene Smad5, whose product is annotated as SMAD family member 5. Lineage: Eukaryota; Metazoa; Chordata; Mammalia; Rodentia; Cricetidae. Gene Ontology annotation, biological process: regulation of transcription by RNA polymerase II; BMP signaling pathway; anatomical structure morphogenesis. Gene Ontology annotation, cellular component: heteromeric SMAD protein complex. The record is from RefSeq and is a predicted model, not a curated record. The transcript has 9 exons. Gene Ontology annotation, molecular function: RNA polymerase II cis-regulatory region sequence-specific DNA binding; I-SMAD binding; DNA-binding transcription factor activity, RNA polymerase II-specific. Bases 664 to 2061 code for a protein of 465 amino acids.